Messenger RNA from Dentiscutata erythropus, 1566 nucleotides. The record is from the annotation of a GenBank genome assembly. NCBI's taxonomy places the organism in Eukaryota, Fungi, Glomeromycota, Glomeromycetes, Diversisporales, Gigasporaceae.
AUGUAUAACCCCAUAACGAUAACAUCGAGACGUAUUAAUAUAUUUAAACCUUCGUUUAAAUUUUGGCCAUUGCUGAACUGUGAAUAUGGUAAAAAUAUCAUAUCAAAGUGUUUAUUACGUAAAGUUCACAAAUUCUCACAUUCAACGAAUCCGACUUUCGCUGCGUCUUUUCGACUGGCAAUAAUUGGGAGCGGCCCGGCUGGUUUUUAUACAGCCUACCACAUGUUGAAAGAACACCCAUCCUCUUUGGUGGAUAUGUAUGAAGCGCUACCAAUGCCUUUUGGAUUGGUCCGUUAUGGAGUCGCGCCCGAUCACCCAGAAGUCAAGAAUGUUCAAAAUAGAUUUGAUGAAGUUGCACGUGAUGCUCGUUUUACUUUCAUUGGCAAUGUAAAAUUUAGUAAAGAACUUAAGAUUGCCGAUUUAAAAUCACAUUACGAUGCUAUCGUUUUAUCGUAUGGUGCUAGUCAGGAUAAACGACUUAACAUUAAAAAUGAGGAUGAUUCUAUCCGUAGCGUGUUUUCUGCACGCGCUUUUGUUGGCUGGUAUAACGGUCUUCCGCAACAUCGAGAUUUACAGCCUGUCCUUACGUGCUCAGACAGUGCUAUGAUAAUUGGUCACGGGAAUGUGGCAUUAGAUGUUGCCAGGAUAUUAUUAACAGAUAUUGAUGAAUUAAGCAAAACCGACAUUACCGAAUAUGCCCUAGAAUGUCUCCGAACAAGUCGAAUACGUAAUAUUACACUCAUUGGAAGAAGAGGACCUUUACAGGUGUCUUUCACGGCCAAAGAGCUUCGUGAGAUGAUGCACUUACCUAAUACUCGAUUUCAUACUGAUACUGAAUUAGUGAAAACGGAACUUUCCGAGAACACAGAGCUUAUUUCCCAAAAUCGCCCAUUAAAACGUCUAAUGCAAAUUUUAGAAAGUGGUACAAUUAAAACCGUUGGCGAAAAAUCAUGGUCUCUUAAAUUUUUGAGAAGUCCAGCCGAAUUUAUAACACGUGAUAACGGCGAUCCCUCUCAACCAAAAUUUAUCAGAGCGGUUAAAUUUCACAUCAACAAACUUGAGGGUCCACCGGACAAUCGGGUAGCUGUUCCCACCGGUGUUAUGGAAGAAAUAGAAACGAACCUGGUAUUUAAGAGUGUUGGAUACAAAAGUACACCUGUGGAGGGUGUGCCGUUUGAUGAAAAAAAAGGGUUAGUGCCUAAUAUCAAAGGCAAAGUAGUGGACAAAAGUGGUAAUGAGCUUCCUGGCCUUUAUGUAUCUGGAUGGCUUAAACGCGGUCCACAGGGUGUGAUCUCUACGACAAUGUAUGAUGCUUUCGAAACCGCAGAAAUAAUUGUGUCAGAUAUUCAACAAAAUAAGCCAAUGCUUUCUGAUACCACUGAUAACUAUCCUAAAAGGGGCGCAAAGGCAAUCAUACCAAUUCUUCAUGAACGUGGUGUACGCACCGUGUCAUAUGUCGAUUGGAAAAAAAUAGAACAAAAGGAAUUUGAAGCAGGAAAACAAAAGCAUAAACCACGUGAAAAAUAUAGCAAAAUUGAAGAAGUUUUAGGCAUACUAGAUAAAUGA